CUUGACCUUUCGAAAAUGGCGGCCUACAUGGCCAGGUUGACUUCGUCGCAAAUGAUUAUCCAGCUUCUAAGCUUGAUGAAUGGAAAUACAUUUUUGGAUUUUUUUAGAAGUUAGUUGGUAAUAGUGAAAAAAUCUAAUGAUAUUCAAGCUGCAGAACAUCAAAAGGUUUAGCAAUUUAGCAAAAUUUGACAUUCCUGGGAAAAUGCGUGUGCUAAAUGUUGCUGAAAAAAAUGAUGCUGCAAAGUCCUUAGCACAUUUAUUGUCACAAGGUCAUUGCAGAAAGCGUGAAGGCUUUUCAAGGUUCAAUAAAAUUUAUGAAUUUGAAUAUCGUUUUUUAAAUCAAAAUGUCACAAUGACAAUGACUUCUGUUUCUGGACAUCUUCUUGGCUUGGAGUUUAUUGGAAAUUUCAGAAAAUGGGGUGCGUGCAAUCCAGUUGACUUAUUCAGUGUUCCUGUAGAGAAAUACUGUCCUCAGAACUACACGGACAUCAAGAGGACUUUAGAGAAUGAGAUAAAAGGCUGCCAAUACUUAGUGAUAUGGACAGACUGUGAUAGGGAAGGAGAGAAUAUUGGCUUUGAAGUCAUUCAAGUUUGUCAAGCAGUGAAGCCUAACAUUAAAGUGUACAGAGCAAAAUUUUCAGAGAUUACACAGAAAGCCAUCACCAGAGCUAUGAAUAAUCUUGUAGAGCCUGAUGCCAGAAUAAACGAUGCAGUAGAUGUACGACAAGAACUGGAUCUGAGAAUUGGUGCUGCAUUCACACGCUUUCAAACACUAAGGCUUCAAAAGAUAUUUCCUCAAGCAUUGGCAGAACAGUUGGUCAGUUAUGGCAGUUGUCAGUUCCCAACACUUGGCUUUGUCGUGGAAAGGUAUAAGCAAGUUCAAUCAUUCAUUCCUGAGCCUUUUUGGAAGCUCAAAGUGAUGCACCAGCAUGAUGAUGUGACUGCUGAGUUUAGCUGGAAAAGAAAUCGCCUGUUUGAUUUGUCUGCCUGUCAAGUACUUUAUGACAUGUGUAUUGAAAAUCCUGUAGCUACUGUGGCGGAAGUAAAUAGUAAAAACAAAAGUAAAUGGAGACCUCCAGCUUUGGACACUGUGGAACUGGAGAAACUAUCAUCCAGAAAGUUGAAAAUCAAUGCAAAAGAAACAAUGACCAUUGCUGAGAAGCUUUAUACUCAAGGUCUUAUUAGCUAUCCACGUACAGAAACAAAUAUCUUCCCCAAAGAUUUGGAUUUGGUUUCAUUAGUACAAGAGCAAACUGGAGAUUCUAAUUGGGGAGAAUUUGCUCAGCGCGUGUUAGAACAUGGUCCAAACCCAAGAAAUGGAACAAAGACUGAUCAGGCUCACCCACCUAUACAUCCUUUAAAGUACAGCAACAACUUGCAGGGCAAUGAUAGAAAAGUGUAUGAGUUUAUUGUUCGACAUUUCUUGGCAUGUGUGUCUCAGGAUGCUCAAGGUCAUGAAACUGUAGUUGAGAUCAACAUAGCAGGAGAAAGUUUUACAGCACAAGGUUUAAUGAUUCUGGCUCGUAAUUACCUAGAUGUCUAUCCUUAUGAAAAAUGGAAUGCCAAAGAAAUACCAAUCUAUUACCAAGGUGAUCAGUUUGAGCCUAAUUCUAUUGAGCUUGUUCAUGGAGAAACAACUGCUCCUCCAUUGUUAACAGAAGCAGACCUUAUUGCCUUAAUGGAAAAGCACGGUAUAGGUACAGAUGCAACACAUGCCGAUCACAUUGAAACAGUCAAGUCUCGUAUGUAUGUUGGCUUAAGGGCAGAUGGUAGAUUUGUUCCUGGUCAGCUGGGCAUGGGUCUGGUAGAAGGUUAUGACAAUAUGGGCUAUGAGAUGUCUAAGCCUCAUCUACGUGCUGAACUAGAAGCUGAUUUAAAAUUAAUUUGUGAAGGAAAAAAGACUAAAGAGGAAGUCUUAAGAGUACAGAUUCAGAAAUAUAAAGAAGUUUUCAUUGAAGCUUGUAGACAGGCUCAAAAACUAGAUGAAGCUUUAUCUCAGUAUCUUGGAGAAGCCCAACCAGUGGCUACCUCUGAAGCUGUUACUGAUGCCACUACAUCCAUAGUUAUGAAGUGUCCUAAAUGUGGGAGACCUAUGUACUUGAGAUCCAAGAAAGAUGGUAAAGGGUACUAUAUUGGCUGUUCAGCAUAUCCUGACUGUAGAGCCUGUAUUUGGUUGCCUGAUUUUAUUCUUCAAGUUUCAACAACAGACCAGAUUUGUGAGAGAUGCCAACCAGGACCAGUUGCAAAGCUGCAGUUCAAAUUCAAGCCUGGAAGUGUACCACUCUCUAUAUCUAAUGAUUACAUAGGGUGCAUUGGAGGAUGUAAUGAAAUGUUAAAUGAAACUUUGGGCAUCAGAUCUACGCCAAGCUCUUCCAGUCAAAGUCAACCUGCUUUGUUUCCUAGAACUGACAUAACCAUCCACACGCCUAGGACUACAAGUCAGCAGAACAAUACUUUGACUCAAAGGAACAGUGGUGUCAGAGGUGAACGCAUCCAGAGCAUAAACACUGGUGCUACUAGUCAGUCUAGAAGUUUUCAUACUUCAAACCCUGCAAGUUCAGUAAGGCCACUGCUAAAACAAAGUGAACUCUCAUUUCUUGGGACAAACAAAAAGACUGUCACCAGUAUCAGCGCUGGUUCUGCUCCAUCAAAUGCUUUUAGAGCACCGCAAGCAUCUAUUAGACCUCUAAGAACUCCUUUGACUGUCAUGGACAACAGUUUCAAUGCAGCUAGAAUGCCACCUACACCUAAACUUAUGAGCAGCACAAACUUUAGCACUUUUAGUGAUGCUAGUGACAAGGCAAUAGUCUGUUCUUGUGGCAAUGAUGCUGUUAUUCUGACAGUUAGAAAAGAAGGACCUAACACAGGCAGACAGUUUUACAAAUGUUCAGGUGUUAAUGGUUCCAACUGUAAUUUUUUCCUUUGGGCAGACGAUAGCUCUGAGCAGCCUCAGAGUCAAAGCACUAGAUUACCUUUGUCUAGUGGAAAUCACUUUACAAGUUUAGCAGUACCUAAUAGAAACCAGGGAUCUUCUGGUGGUAGUAAUAGAAAUAGUGAAGACAAUGAGGUCCUGUGUAAAUGUGGUAUCCCUGCAAAAUUUCUCACAGUUCAAAAGCAAGGACCUAACACUGGAAGACAAUUCUAUGGGUGUAGUAAACCCAGGGAGCAGUCUUGUGGGUUUUUUCAAUGGGCUGAUGAUAGUGCGACCUCUUCUGGCAGCCAGUUUCCAGCUCCAAACUUUGGGAAAUCCCCUUCCUUUCAAACAUCUGGUCAACUUAACAAAAGAAAAAGGUCUUCAGCAGAUUCUGAUGGAGUUCCAAAACAGAGGAAACCUCCAACAUGUGGAUACUGUGGACAACCAGGUCACAAAAAGCCCAAGUGUCCUGAGAGAACAGAGGAAUUUUAAGCUAUUCACUAUUACAGAUAAUUAUUUCAGCUGUAGCUGUGAUAUUUGUGUACAUCUUUAAUGUCAAUAAACGACAUUUUGGACAUUCACUAUUACAUCUAGUAUUUGGUAUACUAGAAAGUGCUCAAACAUUUAUAACAUUAUAAUUUUUCGAAAUUCUUUAGAAAAUUAUUUUUUUUAUUACUUUGAUUGAUUGUCUAAAAAGUAUUCAAAUAUAACCAAUAACAACAUUCAAUAUGAAUGUCUCUAAAGGUAGUCCAAGACAAGUGACUUUGAAAAUUAUCUCUCAAUAAAUAUUCCUAGACAACCAACAGACUUGACUCCUUUUAUUGUCAUUAUUUGUUUUCCAGUUUACAUCUACUCUAACCUUGAUUGACAGAAGGCCAGUAAGCUUUAAUAUUAAAUAGUUUUUCUUGUAAUAAAUGGUUACCAAUAUAUCUGGUGAACAAAAAUUUAUGUAAAAUUAUUGUAUCCUUUAUUAUUUAUGUGAAGUUGUUUUAACUAAUGAAUGUAUAGAUCAUUAGAUAAGAAGUAUUAAAUUAAUACUAUUUAAUAUUAUUAAUACACUAUGCAGUGUGCUUUUUUUAUUUAAACUCGUAUACUAGCAUUUAAUAACUUCCCAAAUAAAAGAUUUCUUUUUUUGUACAAUUCUAUGACAUUUUUUGUUGCAUGUAAAUAAACAUUUUUUUUCCAUUGUCA
Molecule: messenger RNA, 4105 nt
Organism: Biomphalaria glabrata
Lineage: Eukaryota; Metazoa; Mollusca; Gastropoda; Planorbidae
Product: DNA topoisomerase 3-alpha-like
Exons: 32
Coding region: 137-3406 (1089 amino acids)
Biological process (GO): DNA topological change
Cellular component (GO): chromosome; nucleus
Molecular function (GO): zinc ion binding; DNA topoisomerase type I (single strand cut, ATP-independent) activity; DNA binding
Source: RefSeq, a predicted model, not a curated record